AGAGAAGAUAUAUGUAGAGCUCAAGGCAAGUGCGACACACUCGGUAGGUUAUAUUCCAUUCAUUAAUACCUGGAUAUUUUGGUUUGUUGUUAUUUUAGUUGCUGUUUUUGUUGUUUUGUUGCCAGCCCUUAUCUAAUCCCCCAUCCUGAAGGCAUCAGUAAAAUCGAAUUAUUUUAUUGUUAGUUGAUUAAAAUUAGCCUAUAAAAUACUAUGAGAAAACUAACCAUCUCAACUGCUUUGUGAACAUUUUUAAAAAAUAUUGUUUUACCUCUGUUGUAAAAUAACAGUAAAACAUUUAUUCUACUUUAUUUCUGGACAAAACUUUACCUGACAGCACUAAUUCAAUCAAGGAAUUUUCUCAUUUUGCGCACACAGGCCUGGCUGAGCUUGGUACUGUCUGUGAUGGCAGACGAAGUUGCUCUAUUAUAGAAGACAAUGGGAUCAGCGCAGCCUUCACUAUAGCACAUGAGUUGGGGCAUGUGUGA
Molecule: messenger RNA, 485 nt
Organism: Lymnaea stagnalis (great pond snail)
Lineage: Eukaryota; Metazoa; Mollusca; Gastropoda; Lymnaeidae
Source: the annotation of a GenBank genome assembly